Molecule: messenger RNA, 1308 nt
Organism: Capronia epimyces CBS 606.96
Lineage: Eukaryota; Fungi; Ascomycota; Eurotiomycetes; Chaetothyriales; Herpotrichiellaceae
Exons: 2
Coding region: 1-1308 (435 amino acids)
Biological process (GO): transmembrane transport
Cellular component (GO): brush border membrane
Molecular function (GO): transmembrane transporter activity
Source: RefSeq, a predicted model, not a curated record
AUGGACCCGAUCACUGCUCAACAGCGAAAGAAGAUCCUGCGAGUUCUUUUUCUAUCUUUGCUCCUGGACCUGAUCUCAUUCACCUUCAUCCUCCCACUGUUUCCCUCCCUCCUCUCGUUCUACCGAAGCCUGGAGACCAAGCCCAGCUCGGCUCUCAAUCGCAUACUCCACUACCUCAAUGCGUACAAACAGUCCUUCGCGGUGCCCAUCAACGCCAAAUAUGACAUCGUUCUUCUAGGUGGCGCAUUGGGCUCUCUGUUCUCGCUGUUGCAAGCCAUUGCCAGUCCCAUCAUCGGUCGUGCAUCAGACAAAUAUGGCAGAAGGAAAGCAUUACUUUGGAGCAUGUGUGGAAACAUUGCAAGCGUGGCGCUGUGGUGUGCUGCCGUAGACUUCCGGACAUUCUUGCUCAGCAGGAUUGUAGGCGGUCUGAGCGAGGGCAACGUCCAGCUAGCUACUGCAAUUGCAACAGAUAUCAGCACCGAUGCCCAGCGCGGGUCGACCAUGGCUCUCGUGGGAGCAUGUUUCAGCAUCGCAUUUACCUUUGGCCCGGCACUGGGGGCGGCUCUGGCAAGCGUCACCACGGUUGUAGCCAAUCCUUUCGCCACCGCGGCCGGGGUUUCCCUGCUCUUAAUUGUUGUCGAGACUCUUUACCUAUAUUUUCAGCUCCCCGAAACUCGCCCUGCGCAUCGUACGCAAGCCAAUCCAGACCACCGUCAUGACAAGCGACAAUCUGCCAGGCACACCAAUAACCCAGCCAUCCUUAACGCCGUCCACUUCCUCUUUCUCUUGCCGUUCUCCGGACUUGAGUUUUCUCUGCCAUUUUUGAUCACUUCUGUCCUGUUCCCCGACCAUCCAUCACCUUCCAAGCUCAAUGGCCGAUUGCUCGGAUUUGUUGGUUUGAUCGCAUCUCUGCUUCAAGGGUCGGUGGUUCGGCGUUUGGCCCCACUCACUGUGGUAAAGGCGGGCAUGGUAUCUUGCACAGCGGCGUUCUUCCUGCUUUCCCAAGUCCGUGAUACCACAGGUCUGUAUUGCGCCGGGGCGUUGCUCGCAGUCACCUCGGCCACGGUCGUGACUGGGCUGAACAGUCUAGGAAGCUUUGAAGCAAACAAGAGUAACACAGGGCAGGUCUUGGGGGCUUUGCGGAGCUGGGGACAGUUUGGCAGGGCGCUAGGACCGGUCGUAUUCUGCAGUUUGUUCUGGUGGGCGGGUCGAGAAACCGCUUAUCUGCUAGGUGGAAGCUUGAUGCUGGGAGUCACGGCGCUCGUUCUGACGGUGCUGAAGAAUCCACAAGUUGAGGAGAAGAAAUAA